This is a messenger RNA of Dentiscutata erythropus, 301 nucleotides long. NCBI's taxonomy places the organism in Eukaryota, Fungi, Glomeromycota, Glomeromycetes, Diversisporales, Gigasporaceae. The record is from the annotation of a GenBank genome assembly.
GCAAUGUAAAAAUAGAGAGAGUGAGUUACCUGAGAAGUGCCGAGAACGUCUCUUGAGUGAUCAAAAUAGAAGGUUAAGAAAAAAAGGUGCUGAAGAACAACGAAAACGUAGAAAAGCGGCUAAUUUGCAGCAAGAAUCAGAAUGGCCUAUAAUAGCAGUAACCAUAAGUCAAACUGACGUUACUACAUCUCAAAAUGAAAAAAAUAGCGGGACAAAUGUUAAUUUGCGACAAAAAUCGGAACAGCCUGUAAUAGCAGUAACCAUAAAUCAAACUGAUGAAAGCAUUGAUAUUAUAUCUUGA